UCGCCGCGUUACACCCUCUCUGCUCUGCUCUCAUCAGCAGCAGCGGCAGCCCCGCCUCGCGACGCGAACCGCUGGCUGGUUCACCUCCAACGCAACCCGCAUCUGGCUGUCAUACAACGCCGCUGCCGCUCCGUCCGGUCGCCGCGGCAUGUUCGCAUUCACACCGGUACACACGGAGUGGACUUUAACCGGACGGGCACUAUGUCUGAGGUACGAAAAUUCACAAAGAGGCUCAGCAAGCCCGGGACGGCCGCGGAAGUCAGGCAGAGCGUGUCGGAGGCUGUGAGGAGCACCGUGGACCUUGUGGAGCAGCCAAAGAUUAUCGAGCCACUGGACUAUGAGACUGUGGUGUUUCAGAGAAAGGCCCAGAUCCACAGUGACCCCCACAGAGACCUGCUGCUCUGCCCUGUUGAUGAUGUCUCGGAGUCCCAGAUCUCCCGGCAGAGGAGGACUGUUGUUCCUUCGGUGCCCCAGAAUGCUGAGCGGGAGGCCAGGAGUCUGUUUGCCAAAGAGUGCAUCAAGAUGUACAACACCGACUGGCAUGUAAUCAACUACAAAUAUGAGGCUUACUCUGGUGACUUCCGCAUGUUGCCAAGCAAAGGCCUGAAGACGGACAAGCUGCCAGCUCACGUGUACGAGAUCGAUGAAGACGCCAAAGACGAGGACUCAGCGUCGCUGUGCUCCCAGAGGGGAGGCAUCAUGAAGCAGGGCUGGCUACAGAAAGCCAACAUCAACAGCAGCCUGUCUGUCUCCAUGAGGGUGUUCAAAAGGAGGUACUUCUACUUGUCUCAGCUCCCCGAUGGCUCCUACAUCCUCAACUCCUACAAGGAUGAGAAGAACUGCAAGGAAACCAAAGGCUCCAUCUACCUAGACUCCUGCAUAGAUGUCGUUCAGAGUCCUAAGAUGCGCCGUAACGGCUUCGAACUGAAGAUGCAAGACCGCUACAGCCACUUCCUGGCUGCAGACAGUGAAGCAGAGAUGGAGGAGUGGGUGGUCACGCUGAAACAGGCUCUGCAGAGCAGCAGUGAGGCCGGCCAGGACAGGAGGAACGGUGCAGAGUCCCUGGACUGCGCCUUGGAUGACGACACUGCCAGCCAAGGUAAAGGUGAGAGUUUCGGGAGGAGCUUACAACCUGAACUUAAUAAGUACACCAGGGAGACAGACCAGUUCAAUAAGAUCAACAGGAAUGAUGGCAGACAAAAGCUUUUCUCUCUGGAUCCUGAGACACAAAGGCUGGACUUCUCAGGCAUCGAGCCAGACGUGAAGCCGUUUGAGGAGCGUUUUGGCCGACGCAUCGUUGUCAGCUGCCACGACCUGACCUUCAGUCUCCAGGGCUGCGUCAGUGAGAAGGGCGACGGUGUCCUCACCAAUGUGGAACCGUUCUUCAUUAGCGUUGCUCUCUUCGACGUCUCCAAGAGCUGCAAGAUCUCGGCUGACUUCCACGUCGACCUCAACCCGCCCUGCGUCAGGGAGAUGCUGACCGACGCCUCGGGCCAGCUCUCCCCUUCAUCGGACUCAGACGGUGGAGGAGGAGGAGGACUCAGGGAGGGAGGAGGAGUAGUAAUGGUGAACGGGGACUCAGGGAAAGGGAACGGCCUGCCUGUUCUUCAGAGGGUGUCAGAGGCUCUGCUGCGCUUCCCUACACAGGGUAUCUUUUCAGUAACCAACCCUCAUGCAGAUAUCUUCCUGGUGGCCCGUGUGGAGAAGGUGUUGCAGAACGGCAUCACCCACUGCGCCGAGCCGUACAUCAAGACGUCGGACAUCAACAAGACCGCUCAGAAGGUGCUCAAAGCUGCCAAGCAGACAUGCCAACGCCUGGGCCAGUACAGGAUGCCGUUUGCCUGGGCUGCCAAGCAGGUGUUCAAAGACGCUCAGGGCAGCCUGGACAUGGAUGGGAAGUUCUCUCCUCUCUAUCGCCAGGACAGUAGCAAAAUCUCCACUGAUGACAUCCUCAAGCUGCUGGCCGACAUCAGGAAACCUGAGAAGAGCAAACUUCAGACAAUCCCCGGGCAGCUGAAUGUCACCAUCGAGUGUGUACCACCUGACUUCUCAAAUACGGUGACUUCCUCUUACAUUCCCGUCAAGCCCUUCGAGGAUGGCUGUGAGCGGGUGUCUGUGGAGGUCGAGGAGUUCCUCCCUGAGGAGGCCAAGUACAACUACCCCUUCACCACCUACAAGAACCAGCUCUACAUCUACCCGCUGCAGCUCAAAUACGACAACCAGAAGACUUUCACCAAGGCGAGAAACAUUGCAGUCUGCAUCCAGUUCAGAGACUCAGAUGAGGAAGGUGCAGUCCCUUUAAAGUGCAUCUACGGCAAGCCGGGAGACUCACUCUUCACGGGGAACACCUUUGCAGCCGUCCUGCACCACAAUCAGAGCCCAGAGUUCUACGACGAGGUAAAGAUUGAGCUGCCGGUCCACGUGCAUGAGAAACACCACAUCCUCUUCACCUUUUACCACAUCAGCUGUGAGUCUAGCAGCAAGGCCAGCAGCAAGAAGAGGGAGGGAGUGGAGUCACUGGUGGGCUAUUCCUGGAUGCCCUUGCUAAAAGAUGGGAGGAUGCAGUCAUUAGAACUUCAGCUCUCUGUAGCCGCCACCCUGCCAGCUGGAUACCUGUGUCAGGACACCAGGAAGUCCCAGCCAGACAUCAAGUGGGUGGAAAAUGCCAAGACCCUCUUCAAAGUGAGGACCCAUGUAGCAUCAACAAUAUAUGCUCAGGACCUGCAUCUACACAAGUUCUUCCAGCACUGCCAGCUGAUGAGGACGACAUCAGAGGGCAACUCAGCCGAACUCGUCAAAUACCUGAAGUGCCUGCAUGCCAUGGAGACUCAUGUCAUCAUCAACUUCCUACCAACAGUGCUCAUGCAGCUGUUUGAAGUGCUCACAGCAGCCAAUAAAGAAUCCCAUGAGAUCGCUGUCAACUCUCUGCGUGUGAUCAUACACAUAGUCUCCAGAUGUCACGAGGAAGGGCUGGAGCACUACCUGCGCUCUUUUGUCAAGUAUGUGUUUCUGACCAACAACACUGCAUCAGGAAACUCUGCGACCACUCAUGAGGUGCUGGCCACCGCAGUCACAUCCAUCCUCAAGCAAACUGCUGACUUCAACACCAGCAAUAAACUGCUCAAGUACUCCUGGUUCUUCAUUGAAACCAUGGCCAAAUCCAUGGCGCAGUACCUGCAGGAGGGCAACCGCAUCAAGAUGCCGCGGGCUCAGCGCUUCCCUGAAAGCUUCCACCAGGCGCUCCAGUCUCUGGUGUUGUCAGUCAUGCCGCAUAUCACCAUCCGCCACAUGGAGAUCCCAGAGGAAGCUCGCUGCAUCAACCUGAGCCUGGCCAAUUUCAUCAAGAGGUGCCUGACCUUCAUGAACAGGGGCUUUGCUUUUGGCUUGGUCAACCACUACAUGUGUCACUUCAGUCUCAAGGAUCCCAAGGUGCUGGCUGAAAUGAAAUUUGAUUUCCUGAUGACGGUGUCUAACCACGAGCACUUCAUCCCUCUGAACCUGCCCAUGGCCUUUGGGCGCACCAAGCUGCAGAGGGUGCAAGAUUUUAUUCCGUAUGCGACGGAGCUUUUUGGCCCUGUAGAACAAAGUCUGGAGUUCAGCCUGACGGAGGAAUACUGCCGCAACCACUUCCUGGUCGGCCUGCUGCUGAGAGAAGUGGCAGAGGCCUUGCAGCAGGGGCCCGAAGUCAGGCAGCUGGCCGUGAGCGUUCUCAAGAACCUUCUCAUUAAACACGCCAUGGAUGACCGCUACACUGCCUUCAAGAACCAGCAGGCCAGGAUCUGUUUGCUGUACCUGCCGCUGUUAGAGCUGCUCUACCAGAACUUGAAGCAGCUGUCUGCCCAGCCGCACACCUCCAGCCCCGGCCUUGGCCUCAACGGCUCCAGAGACGACCUCAUAUCAACCAGUUCCACCGACAGCAGGAGAAUCAGCACCGCAAUUGACAAAGACCACGGUCUCCAGAAUGGCCAUGUUGUGAGGAGAGAGGACUCCAGGAGCUCCUUGUUCAUGGAUCCAGGAACACCAGACAGCAUCGAGCUGCAGAGACGUGGCUCCACCAUGAGCAGCAGCCCCAUGCCUCCCGUCGGCAGAUUGGGACAGUAUGAGAUCAAAGGCCUCCUGCUCUCCUUCCUGCACAUCGUCAAGACCUUGUCAGAGGACACUCUCAUGGCCUACUGGAAUAAAGUGGGCCCUCAAGACAUCAUGAACUUCCUCAGUUUGCUUGAGACCUGUCUGGUUCAGUUUCGUUACAUUGGAAAGAGGAACAUUGGCCGGAAUCAGGAGGUUUGUGUGUCGAAGCUGUUCUCCUCAGACAGGAAGUCUCAGACGAUGCCAGCCAUGCGCUGCAACCGAGCCAGUCUCAUGCAGACUAAGAUACACCAGUUCAGCACCAUGGAGGCCUCUCUCACUCUCAACAUCGGGACGGGGCCAUCAGAAGCAGAAAUCCACCAUCAGGCUCUGCUAGAGGGAAACAUCUCCACUGAGGUCUGCCUGAGUGUCCUGGAUGUCCUGUCACUUUUCACGCAGUGCUUCAAGAAUCAGCUACUGGACAGCGAAGGUCACAACCCAUUGAUGAAGAAGUUGUUCGAUGUUUACCUGACCUUCCUCAAAGUUGGCCAAUCAGAAGCUGCCCUCAGACAUGUGUUCGCUGCACUCAGGGCUUUCAUUAACAAGUUCCCGUCGGUGCUGUUCAAGGGCCGCGUGACGCUGUGCGAGGCCCUGUGCUGCGAGGUGCUCAAGUGCUGCGUCUCCAAGCUGGGGUCCCUGCGGGCCGAGGCGUCUGCCCUGCUCUACCUGCUGAUGAGGAACAACUUCGAGUACACCAAGAGGAAGACCUUCCUGCGCACACACCUGCAGAUCAUCAUUGCAGUGAGCCAGCUGAUCUCCGACGUGGCGCUGACCGGCAGCUCACGCUUCCAGGAGUCUCUCUCUAUCAUCAACAACUUUGCAAAUAGUGACAAGGCCAUGAAGUCUACGGCGUUCCCCUCAGAAGUGAAGGGUCUCACCAAGCGGAUCCGUACAGUGCUGAUGGCCACGGCCCAGAUGAGAGAGCAUGAGAAAGACCCAGAGAUGCUGCUGGACCUCCAGUACAGUCUGGCCCGGUCCUAUGCUAGCACCCCUGAACUGAGGCGGACCUGGCUGGACAGCAUGGCUCGAGCGCACCUAAAGAACGGCGAUCUCUCUGAGGCGGCCAUGUGUUACGUUCAUGUGGCUGCACUGGUAGCAGAAUACCUGCACAGGAAAAAGCUGUUCCCCAGUGGCCUCGCAGCCUUCAAGAAGGUCACCUUUAAUAUUGACGAGGAAGCCGCCAUGAAAGAAGACACCGGCAUGCAGGAUGUCUAUUACACUGAGGAGGUGUUGGUCGAACACCUGGAGGUCUGUGUGGAGGCGCUGUGGAAAGCCGAGCGCUAUGAGCUCAUCACGCACAUUGCCAAACUCAUCAUCCCUAUUUAUGAGAAGCGUCACGAGUAUGAGAAACUAAGCCGGCUGUAUGACACUCUGCACAGAGCCUACAAUAAAAUAAUGGAGGUGAUACAAUCAGGACGCAGGCUUCUUGGGACAUACUUCAGAGUGGCUUUUUAUGGACAGGGCUUCUUUGAGGAGGAGGACGGAAAGGAAUACAUUUAUAAAGAGCCCAAACUCACAGGCCUGUCUGAAAUCUCCCAGCGGCUGCUGACACUCUAUGGGGACAAGUUUGGGCAAGAAAAUGUCAAGAUAAUUCAAGACUCAAACAAGGUCAACCCUAAAGACCUGGACCAGAAGUUCGCUUACGUCCAGGUGACAUUUGUCAAGCCGUACUUCGAGGAGAAGGAGGCGCCGGAGAAGAAAACCGACUUCGAGAAGUGCCACAACAUCAACCGCUUUGUGUUUGAGACUCCGUACACGCUGACGGGCAAAAAGCACGGCGGGGUGGAGGAGCAGUGCAAGAGGAGAACCGUGCUCACAACUGCCCACGCCUUCCCAUACGUGAAGAAGCGAGUGGAGGUGGUGGGGGAGAAGCAAGUGGAGCUCAAGCCCGUGGACGUGGCCAUAGACGAGAUGAAGGCGCGGACGUUAGAGCUAACCAAGCUCUGCUCCCACCAGGAAGUGGACAUGAUCCAGCUGCAGCUCAAACUGCAGGGCUGUGUGUCCGUGCAGGUGAAUGCAGGUCCCAUGGCCUAUGCGAGAGCAUUUCUAGAUGACAGUAAAUCAAACCAGUCUGGUAGUAAGAAAGGGAAAGACCUCAAGGACAUUUUCAGGCGUUUCGUUGAGGCUUGCAGCAUGGCCCUGGAUAUAAAUGAGCGUCUGAUUAAAGAGGACCAGUUCGAGUACCACGAGGGCCUGAAGGGCAACUUCAAAGAAAUGGUGAAGGAACUGUCAGACAUCAUCCAUGAACAGAUCUACCAGGAGGAUAUGAUGCGCUCGCUGUUGCAAAACUCGCUGCAUGUGUUUCGUGCCAUCAGCGGGAUGUCCACCGACCUGGGUUGACCCGCCCACAUCCAACACCACCCCCCCCACCCCGUCCCAUCUUCCUUUAUGUAUAUCCUCUCACCUCCUCCCUUAAGGACCCGGACCAGGAUGAUGACAGGGCAGCUGCCUGCCCGGUUACGCCUGCCUAAACACACCCCCACUAAAGACGCCAUCUGGUCGUGGUACAUGGUCCGGGUGAAAGAUCGCAGUACAGUUGGAUAUAAUAUUCAAACCACAGCAGCAGUAUUUUCUAAGAAUGUAUCCCGGCAACACAGACUAAACGUCAGCAUGUCAGGUUGACAUGUUAUGCUGAGUCACGCUAGGUUGCAUUGCACUUUUUUUCUGCCUCGGCGACAACCUGCAGGAUUGGCUGUCAUUUCGUUAGAGAGAGAUACUGUACUAAAGCAUUGUGUUUUUUUUUCUUUCUGUCCUCUCUCUCUCUCUCUGCAAUGUUUCCCUUCAGAUCAAUGCAGGACACAACACUUUUAGAAGAUGAUAGCAUCUUUCCACAGUGUUUGUGCGCCUCUGGCAGGAUGAUCAAUAACCCCACCUUGACCGGUUCUGUAGCAGACUUCCAAACCGAAAGCACUGAGGUACUCUGUUAAGCUAAGGGUUGGUGUUUAUUGGCUUAGCAACACAUUCCAGCCAGGUUUACAGAUUGCCAUAAACAGAUAAAUCUUGUCUAAAGAGCAGCAGCUUAUAGUGAGCACUGGGCCAAAGUUACUACCCUGUUUCUUUAAUGUAAAAGCCUCAGUCUGUUCCAAAGUUAAAGAAGAGAAAAAAAAGACAGACCUCAGGGUUGUAUUGAAGCUAUAUGAUAAAGCUGCUCUUAAGAGGUUUGCGACUUAAAAGCAGCUCAAUUAAAUUGUACAUGUAAAAAAAUGUUAUCGGUAUGACAACAGUGAGUUGUAGAUUUGUAAUGAAUAAGUCAAACCAGAAAAGAUUAUCAUACAAAAUUCUAUCAGAGCUUUGCAACAAUCAUUGACACAGUUUCCUCUGUGGCCAGGACAGGACACACUGAUCGCAGCGGUGUGAUAGUAUUUUCUUCAACAACGAUUAAGUGACGAGUUCCUCUCAUCUGGGUUUUAGAUCCAGUGCCUUUGUGCUCUGCCUUCUGAAAAGACUCUCAAUGAAUAAGAACCACCACAUGCUGGUUAUUCACAGUAUUUCACAAGUGCUACACUGAAAUUAGCAGAUAGAUGAAUAAUAUUUAAGCAGAUGUACAUAAUUUGUUCUGAUGCUGUAAAUUGAAUUCUGUACCCAUGUAUGUUUGUACGUACUGUAUGUAUGUAUUUAUAUUUGUAACGUUUUGGACUCGUGUUCAGUCCAAAAUCUGUCCAGCAGAGAGGUUUUUUUUUUUUUUGCCAUUUUUACUGCGUUGUAUACUUAAGUGCUGCUGCCUGUCAAACUUACUUUGUAAAGCCUUUUUCCAAUAAAACCUGGAAAAGCUA
Molecule: messenger RNA, 7898 nt
Organism: Seriola aureovittata
Lineage: Eukaryota; Metazoa; Chordata; Actinopteri; Carangiformes; Carangidae
Gene: dock11
Product: dedicator of cytokinesis 11
Exons: 54
Coding region: 202-6465 (2087 amino acids)
Biological process (GO): small GTPase-mediated signal transduction; positive regulation of GTPase activity; positive regulation of filopodium assembly
Molecular function (GO): guanyl-nucleotide exchange factor activity
Source: RefSeq, a predicted model, not a curated record